CACUGGCUGUUCACGGAGAGCGCGCGCGCGUUACACACUCGCUUCAUUUGACAAACACAAGCUGAGCGCAACAGUAGCCGCCGUGCCUGAAGAUCUGAGAGAGCAGCCGCCGCAAAUGACAGCAUCACCGCGACCAUUUGAGGCGAUAAAGACAUGCUCGACAGGUUUAUUUCUCUAGCAGGCUAUUCGUCAGUGGUUAAUAAUGUGUGAAGGCUCAGCUUCAAGCCAGGAAUGAAGACGCGCCAGACGCAUCCACUCACUGACUGGGCAUCGCGUUUCGAAAACGAACCUGAGCUUCGACCGACUGGACAGACCCGACAACAACCGAAUACAUCCGAGACUGGCGUUAUAUUCUCCGAGGCACUGUUUUGCUGAUAAUUCGCACAUUUUAAUUUCGCCCUAAUGACGGACACGUUGUCAGUCUUGUGCGCUUGAUGCCGUGCAUGCAAAACCUGAGUGAACUUAACAGGUAAACACAGUUUUACUUCGUUCUUGUGCUUAUUGUUGUUUUACUUUUGACGUUAUUUUGCAUGAUGUGGCUAUUUUGUGCAUUUGUUUCGUCGUUUGAUUGAAUAUUUUCAUGAACUAAUAAUGGUGCUAGAUGAGGCUUAUGGAGAAAUCACAGGCUGGAUGGCGCUUCGCAUCCGCGCGCUGUCAUCUCCUCACCGGGUAAAGUGAACGUCUCACCGGGGAGAAAGGCUUCAAAACCUGUUCGCGUAAGACUGCACUGAAACUUUAAGGAUUCACGAUGUCUAAAACGCUCAAGAGGAAGAAACACUGGUCUACUAAAGUGCAGGAGUGCGCCGUGUCGUGGGGAAGCGUCGGGGAGUUCGGGGAUGUUGUGGAGAUCCUCGGAGGCGCCGAGCUCGGGGAGUUCCCGUUUCUCGGUCAGAUGAACUUGGACGUGCUGGUGUGUCAUGUUGGGAGACUACCGUACUACGGGGAUGUGUUACUGGAAGUGAACGGGACACCUGUCAGCGGGCUGACGAACCGAGACACGCACGCGGUGAUCCGCCACUUUCGGGAGCCGAUUCGAAUUAAGACCGUCAAACCAGGUAAAGUGCUGAACUCUGAUUUGAGGCAUUAUCUCAGCCUGCAGUUUCAAAAAGGAUCAAUCGACCACAAACUGCAGCAAGUGAUCCGAGACAACCUGUACCUGCGCACCAUUCCAUGUACCACUCGGCUGCCCAGAGAUGGGGAGGUUCCAGGAGUGGACUAUAAUUUCAUCAGCGUGGGGGAUUUUCGCAUCCUGGAGGAGAGUGGAUUACUGUUGGAGAGUGGGACAUAUGAUGGUAAUUUUUAUGGGACUCCCAAACCUCCUGCUGAGCCCACCUUGGUUCAGCCGGAUCUGGUGGAUCAGGUUCUGUUUGAGGAGGAUUUUGGCCCUGAAGUUCAAAGAAAGCGAACUACAUCCGUCAGCAAGAUGGACCGUAAGGACAGUGUUGUCCCUGAGGAAGAAGAGGAUGAGGAACGACCACAGCUCCCAAACGGCAUCCCAGAGCGGACGGAGGAGUGGAGGAAAGCAGUGCCCAGUUACACUCAGUCCAGCGGUGCAGGAGGCAGCGGCACACUGGAGAUCCGCACCUGGAGCUCUUUACCCAGAGACGACAGCCUGGAGCCCCUGCCCUACAACUGGGAGAUGGCCUAUACAGAGACCGGCAUGGUCUACUUCAUUGACCACAACACGAAGUCGACAACAUGGUUGGAUCCUCGUCUGGUGAAAAAAGCCAAGCCUCCUGAAAAGUGUGAGGAUGGAGAGCUUCCAUACGGAUGGGAGGAGAUUGAUGACCCGCAGUACGGCACAUAUUAUGUAGAUCAUAUUAACCAGAGAACCCAGUUUGAGAAUCCAGUCGUAGAGGCCAAGAGGAAACUGGGUCUGGACACUGCAGUGGCGACUCAAACCCAACAGAGGGCAGCACCUCCUCCAGGUGGAGCGGCUGGUACACCCGGAUUCACUCGGGACCCGACUCAGCUGAAGGGGGAGCUCUAUCACACGGCUCUCAGGAAGAGCCAGCAGGGCUUCGGCUUCACCAUCAUUGGAGGAGACCGAUCGGAUGAGUUCCUGCAGGUGAAGAACGUCCUGUCUGAUGGCCCGGCCGCGCAGGACAACAAGAUGGCUUCUGGUGAUGUUAUUGUGGAAAUCAACGGCACUCUUGUUUUAGGAAAGACUCAUGCAGAUGUAGUCCACAUGUUCCAGUGCAUCCCAAUUAACCAAUACGUGGACAUGGUGCUCUGCCGUGGGUACUCGCUCCCUCCUGAUGUGGAUGCAGACAGCGAGGACCUUCCACCUCCACCUCCACCUCCCACAGGAGAGAUCGUCACAGCCGUGCCCCUCAUCAACGGCCAGCCACUGCUUGUCAAAGGGGACGCCCUCCACGGCUCUUCCCAGGAGCUCCACUACGUCACCACAGAUGCCAGCGGGCGCCCGGUGGUUGCUGCUCUUCCUGCGAGCAGCGCUGCCAACGACAGACCAGAAACAGGGAUGCUGCAGCCGGAGCUGGUGAGCGUGCCAAUCGUGAAGGGACCUGGAGGAUUCGGCUUCGCUAUUGCAGACUGUCCGCUGGGGCAGAAGGUGAAAAUGAUCCUGGACGAGCAGUGGUGCCGAGGCCUGCUGAAAGGAGAUGUGAUAAAAGAGAUUAACAGGCAGAACGUGCAGACGCUGAGCCAUGCGCAGGUAGUGGAUAUACUGAAGGAUCUCCCGGUGGGCAGCGAGGUCAAUCUGCUGGUGUUAAGAGGAGGUCAGACAUCGCCUGUGAAGAGUUUAAGACCGAGAGGAGGGAUGAGUGCCAGCACUGAGACUCUGGACCGCUGCCAUGAUAUGAUGGUUCCCCAGGCUUUGACCUAUCAUUCAAACACACUGCCGUGUAGCUCUCCCAAACAAGACGCUUCCCUUCACUAUAGUAAACCCAAAGCCCUGACGGAGAGCAUAGUACCUCAAUAUAAAGAGCUGGAUGUGUUCAUCAAAAGAGAUCAGGAGACGGGCUUUGGUUUUCGUGUGCUUGGAGGAGAAGGUGCAGAACAACCAGUGUACAUUGGUGCCAUCAUCCCCCAAGGGGCGGCUGAAAAGGAAGGCCGCCUGCGGGCUGGAGAUGAGCUCAUUGGCAUCGAUGGCAUCACCGUUAAGGGUAAAUCUCACAAACAAGUCCUGGACCUGAUGACAAACGCAGCACGCAACGGACAAGUGCUGCUUUCAGUGCGCAGGAAGGUCAUUUUCCGAGAUGCCCUGGAGGAUGUUGGGAGUGGAGCGUUGACCCUUGUGAAUGGAUCACCUCGGCUUCCGCGGAUUCAGGUGCCAAGCGUCAAGGACCAGGAGUCGUUUGAUAUCACGCUUCAUCGCAGAGAUAACGAGGGCUUCGGCUUUGUCAUUCUCACCUCUAAGAGUAAACCGCCACCGGGAGUGUGUGUUUCAGUGAUUCCUCAUAAGAUCGGUCGAAUAAUCGAGGGCAGUCCGACUGACCGAUGUGGACUGCUGAACGUGGGUGACCGUAUAUCCGCUGUGAACAGUCAGUCCAUUGUGGAGCUCUCCCACAACGACAUUGUUCAGCUCAUCAAAGACGCCGGAAACUCAGUCACGCUCACCGUGGUUCCUGAGGACGAGUACAAAGGCCCGCCUUCAGGAGCCAGUUCAGCCAAACAAAGUCCAGCACCACAGCACAAGACCCUCAAAUCCACUCAGGACGAGAGGUAUAAUUUGGAUAUGGAUGAGAUCAGGGACGAGCUUACAUGGACGGAGUAUAAAACGCCAAACAGGCAAGAGUCCAAACAGGGCUGUAUUGCAGUUGAGCUGGAGCGUGGUCCUCGUGGUUUCGGCUUCAGUCUGAGAGGAGGAACGGAGUACAACAUGGGCCUCUACAUCCUGCGUCUGGCUGAGGAUGGUCCUGCUUUACAGGACGGCAGGAUACACGUAGGAGAUCAGGUUGUGGAGAUCAAUGGCGAACAGACACAAGGCAUCAGUCACACUAGAGCCAUUGAGCUGAUCCAAGCUGGAGGAAACAAAGUGCUGCUGUUACUACGACCACAAGCCCUGCUGCCAGAGAACAGUUCUGCAGGAGAUGUUAUCCUUCCUGAUCCGCCGGGAUCCCACACUUCCAACAUUCCUCUCAGUUCUCAUCCAACAUCCACCUCAGUGAAGAAGAGGACGGGCCUGACAGACGGCUCUUUAAAUCCCUCUAAAGACAGCAAGAGGGAGAAACACACCAAAACACCAAACACCAGCUCGUCCAGAGUCUCACAGCAGCCGCGGCGCAUCAAGAGUCGCUCCGCAGAGAAUCUCCUUGAUCUCGGAGAUACAGAGAAAUCCAAAAGCCCAUCCAAAGCCAAAGACAAAGCUCACAGCCACAAAGAAAAGCUUCAACAAAGCACUCGAGACUCCCAGAAGAACAGAUCAUCCCGCCAGCACAGCCGCUCCGUCAGCCCUCAAAAGUCCAGGCGAGAACGUCAGGAAGUGGAAAUUGGCGAAACCGAGGAAAGCCACUUGGACCAAAGGAAAAGUGGCACAGAUAGGAGGAAAAAACGUGAGUCUGCGGUAAGGAAGCGAAAUGAAACCCAAGAGAGAGAAUCUGAGAGAAAAGUGAAGAGCAAAGAAGAUGAAGAGGUCCAGCGAAAAGGCCAAGCUGAACUUGAAGGCACCCAAAAGAAGAAAAAGCAGAGAAAUAUAGAGAUGCAAAAUGGAGACACCCUUAUAUCCCCAGACAGGAAGAGCAAACAAACAAAGGAUAAGGGAUCUUUGAGGGAUCAGAGGAAAGAAAACAAGAAGGAAAUGAUUAGAGACGGGAGCAAAAACAAAAGGAAAGGAAAUGAGAGCGAAAACAGUAAAGACGACAUUGACAGCACAGAUGCGGCUCCGCUCUCCACCAGAGCGAGUCUAGUGUUUGACCACCCAGGACCCUUAAGUGAAGGCCUUUGGAAGGAUCCGAGUUAUGUUAGAAUUCUCACUCGCGAGGAAGUGAUGCGAGAUGUUUUCGAGUAGAUUGAUGAUGCUUUGGAAGAGAAGGUUGUAAGACCAGAAAUAUAUGCUGGAAUGUGAAUGCUUCUAGAAAAGACACUGCAGUCGCGUUUGAUCAGCUCAUCAUUAAUAUCUAGUGUCAUUUAGUUUAAAUCAUUCAUCAGGGCUGCAUGAUAUUGGAGAAAAACUGACAUUGCAGUACUUUAUUUUUCUCUGAAACGCAUUGCGAUAUUGAGUGUACUUUCACUAGAUGGAUGAAUACCUUUAGUUGGGAAGAAUUUGUCAUUUUAGGUAGAUUGGAAUGACUUUGUAUUGGGAGAGUACAUCUGUUUAAAAUAUAAACAAAUCAACCACAAGCGUUGAUUAAUAGUAAUUCAAUUCAUCUUUAUUUCUAUAGCACUUUUACAAUGUAGAUUGUGUCAAAGCAGCUUAACAUAGAAGUUCUAGUAAACGGAAACUGUGUCAGUUCAGUUUUCAGAGUUGAAGUUCAGUUUAGUUCAGCUCAGCGUGGUUUAAUUUUCCGAACACUGAAAAAUAAAUCCAGCAAAGUCCCAAACCAAGCAAGACAAAAUACAGUGGAGCAAAGAUACACAGUAUGUAAUGUUUUUUGACAAUCUUGCAAUUAAUCAAAUGUAAAAUAACACCACUGUCUUCAUCGGAUACAUAAAUAUAAACCUGACUUAACAUUGCAGAUCCUGCCAUGUGAUUAUUGCAUAUGCGCACAUUGCAAAAUCGAUGCUGUAUUGUUCAGACCAAAUUUGAAUAUGUGCACACUGCCAUCAAACACCAAACAAACAGACCAAGACCACUGAAAUAAUGAUUCUUAAAACUUUAAUGUAGAACCAUGGUGUAGAUGAAAAACUCUGAAUUAACUUACAUUUCAUUAGGCAUAAUACAGAUGAUAGGAAAUGUCAAUUAAAUAAUACAGCUGUAAAUGAGCAUGUACAGUAAAUAUUAGAAAUGCAGAGUAAUAAUUAUUUAUUUGAUGAAACUAAAAUUUUUGGACAUAUUUGGCUGAAAACCAAACCUGAAAAUGCUUUGUAAUAUUUAUUUAUUUAUUUAUUUAUUUAUUUUAUGAAAUAAUAUAAAGGGAUUUUGUAAGAAUUUCAAAUUUAACUCAGUAACUCGUAAAUUAUAAAGAUAAAAAAACACAAGCCAAUAAAAUUAACACAUUUAUUUGACAUUAUGAUUUAGAGUCAUUUUAUCAGCAUUGUCACACCAGCAAAUUAGCGCUUUUCAUUUCAUACCAACUUCAAGCUCUGUAAAAAAUGUAAUGACAAAAUGUCAAGACAACAAAUACAUAUUUUUAAUAAUUCACU
This is a messenger RNA of Danio rerio (zebrafish), 6264 nucleotides long. Lineage: Eukaryota; Metazoa; Chordata; Actinopteri; Cypriniformes; Danionidae. The record is from RefSeq and is a predicted model, not a curated record.